GUGUGUGGGACAGCUAACUUGUAUUCGUCUGUCUACUCCAUCUCCCAAAAAACCAUCCGAAACUCCGUGAACAUAGAGAAAUAGCGAGAGAGAAAAAGAGAAUGGGUGACGAUAACGUGAAGGCUGAGGCUUUGGAGAUGCUCGGAAUGUUCCAAGUCCUUCCGAGAUUGGUUGUCUUCGAUCUUGAUUACACUCUCUGGCCUUUCUAUUGUGAAUGCCGCUCCAAACGUGAAAUGCCAUCGCUUUAUCCCCAUGCUAGAGGUAUAUUGUAUGCACUGAAGGAAAAAGGAAUUGAUCUUGCCAUUGCUUCUAGGUCCCCAACUGCAGAUAUAGCAAAGACAUUUAUUGACAAAUUAAGCAUCAAGUCAAUGUUUGUAGCCCAGGAGAUCUUUUCGAGCUGGACACAUAAGACAGAUCAUUUCCAGAGAAUUCAUACAAUGACUGGGGUCCCCUUCAACUCAAUGCUUUUCUUUGAUGACGAGAACAGGAACAUCCAAGCGGUUUCAAAUAUGGGCGUCACAAGCAUUUUGGUAGGUAAUGGGGUAACUGUUGGAGCAUUGAGGCAGGGUCUUACAAAAUACUCUGAAAAUGUGAAUACAUCUGAGAAGAACAAGCAGAAAUGGCGCACAAAGUUCUCCAAAAAUUCGAGUUCAUCUGAGCGGAAUGAAAAGAAUUGAAUCCUCCAUAGAUGUUGAAUCAUGUACAACUUCAAAAGUAUUGAUUUGUUCUUGUAUUGUCAGGGAUUAUCGUGUGACAAGCGCAUCCCGGUUAUGAUAACGAUUUGUUGUAUCAAUUAUCAAGAAAUUCUCUAGACA
Prunus mume (Japanese apricot) is the source of this 815-nucleotide messenger RNA. Its product is annotated as Haloacid dehalogenase-like hydrolase (HAD) superfamily protein. The record is from RefSeq and is a predicted model, not a curated record. Lineage: Eukaryota; Viridiplantae; Streptophyta; Magnoliopsida; Rosales; Rosaceae. Gene Ontology annotation, molecular function: acid phosphatase activity.